CCGGGAAGGGCUCGGUCCGGUUGCUCGGUCUGCAUCUGUGCAUCUGUGCGUUGGGUUCCUCCGGGUAUCGAGACGCGUUUAAUGGCUCUAGAGUCUGCUUUUUUUCCUUUCCUUCCUUCCUCCCCCCCGCGGCGCUGCUGAUAGCAUCAACCCUCUUUUUAAAGCAAUAGUGAGGAUGAUAACAGUAAUGGCAUUGCUGCGCUUUUUAAAGGAUGUCGACCUUUACGGAGGUGUAAUUCACAGAUGCAAUACGUACCGUGUAUCCUAAGGGCAAACAUUUAGUUUUGGGGCGUGAUUGGAAGAAGCCCCCACCUUUUGGGUGUAUGGAGAUGUGUACAGGUUGCUUCUCUCCUUCUCUCCUCCUCUCCUGGUGCUCCGCUCCCUUCCAUCGCUCAGGAUUCCUCCUGCCUCACCCAUCCUGAACCGGGUGCCUCGAGCUCUGCUGCUGUCACUGGUCGGAGCGGUUCGUCGUGUCCGUGUUUCAUCUCCCCGUGCUCCCAUUAUAACAUAAUGGCUUUGUUUAUCCCGCCCAAGCCGUGCUGGUGAUGCUUAAAACAGGCCAGGACGGCUGUGAGUCAGCCCCGACCCCGCACCACGUGCUGUCCUCCCGGUGUUCCCCACCACAAACCGGACCGGUGGCACUCGGUGACACAGCUGUGACACGGCUGGAAAAGGUGCCGUGACUCAGCUCCUUCUGAGCGCUCAGCCAUAACGAUGCAUCCCUCAGAUUGCAGGAUGCUGCUCGCCCUGCCCCUGCGGGCAGCCUGCAGCCUGCUGGCCUGGCUUUCCCUCUACACGUGGUUCUGCCAUCGCUACAAGCACCGGAGCUAUGAGUGGAGCUGCAGGCUGGUCACGCUGACCCACGGCAUCCUCGCUACGUGUCUCUCUGCUUACAUAGGCUUCAUCGAUGGCCCCUGGCCUCUGAGUCACCCGGGAUCCCCAAACACAACCCUGCAGGUCCACGGGUUGUGCCUGAGCCUGGGUUACUUCCUCUUCGACCUCUGUUGGUGUGUGUACUUCCAGACGGAGGGUGCCCUGAUGCUGGCCCAUCACCUGGUGAGCAUUGUGGGCAUCGCCGCAUCGCUGGCGCUCGGUGAGUCGGCCGCCGAGGUCAACGCCGUCAUCUUUGGCAGCGAGAUCACCAACCCACUGCUGCAAGCUCGCUGGUUCCUCAAGGAGAUGGGCUGCUACCACAGCCUCACGGGGGACGUGGUGGACUUCUUCUUCGUGGUGCUGUUCACUGGGGUGCGGAUCGGGGUGGGGGCCUGGCUGAUGUACUGCGAGCUGACCUCACCGAAGCCCCGCUGGUACAUCAAGCUGGGGGGUGUCGUCAUGUACGCCGUCUCCUGGGUCUUCAUGGUCAGCAUCUGCCGCUUCGCCCGGAGGAAGAGCAUGAAGAAAUACCACGCGUGGAGAAGCCAGAGGGGCAAGGAGCUGAGCUUGAGAACGAACGGACAUCUGAAAAGCCACUGAUGCUGAGUAAGGACUUCCUCAAGCUCACAGGCUGGCAAGGAGGGGAUCGUGCCUGAGAUGCCGCUGUCGGGAGAGGAGCCAGCACACGUUAGCAGUUCUGGAGCCAAACUUAUUCCUGGCAUAACUCCACUGAAAUCCAUGGAGCUAUGCCAUGGGUUCAUGGGAUCCGCAGCGCUUGGCCUGGCAGAGGCUGGCUCAGCGUGUACGUAAGCACACCCUAAAUUACACGAGUGAAAGAAGGGCUACUUUUACCUCCUAAACACAACUGGUCCAGCAGUGCAGGUGUACAUAGCAGUGCUAGCAGCUUCCUCCUUCGGUGCUAGUGUGAUCUCAGAAGAGAUGGGAAAACAGCACUAGAUAUUGGUGUUCUGUGUUCUGUACAGUCUAGGCAGCUAGAUGACUCUUUGUCCUGCUAGGAAGAAGCAUGUUGGAGUGUUUUGUGGGAGCUGGGAUUCCUGGCUCAUCUUCCAGCCUGUUGGGUGACCUUGGGCAAGUCCCUGAACUUCCUAACCCAGUGCCUCAUUUCCCCAUCUGAACGGGGGGUGAUGGAGCUGGUCCAUCUGUUAUGCACUUUCAGACCUUUACUCGAGAGGUGCUAUGGAAACACAAAAUGAUGGUUGUCUCCACUUUGUUCAUUAUCCCCGUGUUUCCUUUGGGAGAAGUGAUGGUGGUGGUUGAGCUACCCUUUCUAAUUCUGUUCUGUAACUUAUUUGCUAACACAUGGAUAACUGAUUUUCCAGUAGAAUCAGCAGCUCUGCUCAGCGUGAGCGCCUUGCAGGACUCGGUGCUCUGAACCCAAAAGUUGCCACCCCUGAUGUGAAGCACUCUGGGGACUUUUUCCACUCCUCUUCACCCCGACUGUUAAAGCUCCAGCCAUGCUUUCCAAAUCCUGCCUUUAGCCCUCUGGGUGAGCAGUGUUCUCUAUAGGAGGAACCCCAUCAGGACUUGCAGUAAGUGGUUUUUGGGUGGACCCCUGACGUGGGCACUGCUGUGUCUGCAGAAUGGCAGCUCCUCUUUGCUGUGCUAUUGGUGGUUCCAGAUUCAGGUCAGUGCAUCUGAACCCAGAGUCUGGCAUUUAAAGAUUGUGGAGGAGUGUAGGUGCUGGGAAGAUGACUGGAAAAUGCAGCUCACUUAGAAUGAGCAUUGAUGUUUUUCCCCAGGACAGUAGCUAUCAGUUUUGACAAGAGUAUUUCCUGGGAUAUGUGAUUAGAGAGUGUCCAGAAUACAUCUCCAAAACAUGCUGGUUAGGGUGUGAUGUUACAAAGCAAGGCUUGUUGUCUGCCUUCUGGGCUCCAGCAUGGAAUCCCAGAUCCGAGGAAGGAGUACAAAGCUGUGGAGCACACAGUGGGAUCUGUCCUCAGGCCCAUCUGCAAAGGGAGCUGCAGAACUAGCGUGAAAUAAUAACUUGUGUUUGAAUUACUGUGUAAUAGCAACUAAUGUUCCACCAGUGAAUGGUGUAGAUG
Molecule: messenger RNA, 2936 nt
Organism: Centrocercus urophasianus (Greater sage-grouse)
Lineage: Eukaryota; Metazoa; Chordata; Aves; Galliformes; Phasianidae
Product: TLC domain-containing protein 5-like
Exons: 3
Coding region: 715-1473 (252 amino acids)
Cellular component (GO): membrane
Source: RefSeq, a predicted model, not a curated record